This is a messenger RNA of Scheffersomyces amazonensis, 354 nucleotides long. RefSeq lists its product as uncharacterized. The transcript has a single exon. The record is from RefSeq and is a predicted model, not a curated record. Lineage: Eukaryota; Fungi; Ascomycota; Pichiomycetes; Serinales; Debaryomycetaceae. The coding region runs from base 1 to 354 and encodes 117 amino acids.
AUGAAGACUCAAAGUUUGAUUGCUGCAACUAUUUGCUUAGCUCCAUCAGUGUGUGCUGGUAACGUAGACUCAAAUGUUAAUAUCGAAGCUCGUGAACAUUUCAGAAAUGUAUCUAAAUGGAAAUUUUGGAAUGGGAAUAAUACUUUUGUGCCUACAACACUUCUCACAAGAAGAAUCAGUCUUCCAACUGGUGUAACCAAAUUUCCUAAUUUUCCAAGGAAAACUGUUACAGAGACACUUACUGUCACUGCUAAUGAAACUGAAGUUAGUAUUUUAUCUGAGACUAAUUUAGAGUUUUCUAUUUUGCCAGUAUAUGAAGCUGCUGAAACUGGUUCUGUAAUUAACUUAAUUUAA